AGAGAUUGGUGCUGAAGGCAAUCCCACGCAACACGUGAUGAACGAUGUAAAAGUGUACUGUAGUUCAGUAAUACCACUCGGAUGAACCCACUUAACAUCCCAGGAUAGUCCACUUAAAUACGGCUAUCAGUAGCCUAAAGGACUGACAGGAGGGAAUAUCGCCUUAAAACUUUAGCCGUCAAAAGUCAAGUGAAUUCAAAGAUGACAGAACUUCAUCGAUGACCUAUAAUGCCUUGUACUCAAAUAUGGAAGGGACGAGCUUCUUACCAGCAUUUUUAGUAGUGUCUUCUGCGAGUACUUUUAUAAUUAGCUACGUUACAGCUGUUUUACGAGGAGAUAUCGAUGUCAUCUUCCCAUAUAUCAGUGAUACAGGGGCGGAGCCUCCAGAGAGCUGUAUAUUUGGACUCCUGACAUCGCUGACAGCCAUAGCAAGUUUGGCUACCAUGUAUGCACGAUAUAAGUUUAUUGAGCGGCUGAUCGACAGGACGGGUGGGAUGCGGCCAUGUGUUAAUAAGGCUGGACUCCUGUUCGGACUGCUCUCCUGUUUUGGAAUGUGCGUUGUAGCCACGUUUCAGGAAACGGUGGUGGUAGUGGUCCAUGACCUGGGCGCGUUGUUGUUCUUUGUGACGGGAGUAAUCUAUAUUUGCAUCCAGACGUACAUCUCACACAGGGCCCACCCCUACGGCUCCUCCAAGGCCAUGUGCCGGAUCCGUACUGGCAUCUCCCUCCUCGCCCUCCUGGCUCUCAUUCCAACUGUCGUCUGUGCUCUUCUGGUGGGAAAAACCAAACUACACUGGAAUGGAGAUGAAAAGGACUACGGCUUUCGGCUGGCCAGCGCCGUGUGCGAGUGGACGGUGGCCUUCAGCUUCGUCUUCUUCUUCCUCACCUACAUCAGGGAUUUCAAGCUCUUCACUCUGACUGUACGAGCUGAGCUGGUGGAACAGGACUAAGAGAGAUGGAGAAUCAUCAAGAGACUUUUUAUACUGUUUGCUUUUUUAUAUAAAUUUACAUUUACACUUGUUGUAUUAACUGAUAUUUUUGUAUGAAUCUAGGUUAUUUUUUAUAUUGACUUCUGGUAUGUUUACAAAAUCGCAAAUACCUCUGGGGUACUUUCACUGUUGUUGUUAUACUUUUUCACAUUUCAGCAGCCACGCAAUGAAGUGAGAAUAUGUUUUUUUAUCUGAUGAUAUCAAUGUGCUUACUAUACAGCCGUAAUUGUGUACCCAUGCACUUACUGUACAUACUGGAUAAGUAAGAGUGGAUUGCUCUAUUGAUCUACACAUUUUUGUAUUUUUCCUAUAUAAUAGUUUAAAGCUGAUUUUGCAACCGUUUUGUCAUGUGAACAUAAACUGACCAUUACAACAGGACAUUGGCAACAGGCCAUAGGUGGAGAUACCCAUUGUGAAAUAAAAACGCAUGAUCAUCUUAA
This is a messenger RNA of Engraulis encrasicolus (European anchovy), 1429 nucleotides long. It is a transcript of the gene dram1, whose product is annotated as DNA-damage regulated autophagy modulator 1. Lineage: Eukaryota; Metazoa; Chordata; Actinopteri; Clupeiformes; Engraulidae. The coding region runs from base 219 to 950 and encodes 243 amino acids. The transcript is spliced from 7 exons. The record is from RefSeq and is a predicted model, not a curated record. Gene Ontology annotation, cellular component: lysosome. Gene Ontology annotation, biological process: regulation of autophagy.